This is a messenger RNA of Danio aesculapii, 1133 nucleotides long. RefSeq names its product aminoacyl tRNA synthetase complex interacting multifunctional protein 1a (gene aimp1a). NCBI's taxonomy places the organism in Eukaryota, Metazoa, Chordata, Actinopteri, Cypriniformes, Danionidae. The record is from RefSeq and is a predicted model, not a curated record. Gene Ontology annotation, molecular function: tRNA binding. The coding region runs from base 108 to 1055 and encodes 315 amino acids. The transcript has 7 exons.
GAACGACGCGUGACCAAGACGUCAUCAUCGCUUGCCGCCGCUAAGGGACGAGUGUGUGGCGUGUGGUAUUACUGUAUUAUAGCAAAGAGUCACACGGUUGCAGUUUUAUGUUCCUGGUACGUUCCCUUUUCAAGAUGUCAGGCCACACACCCUCACUCAUGAGACUGGAACAGAAGGCCGUGGAGGCCGAGCAGAUCAUCGAAUACCUCAAGCAGCAGGUCCAGCUGCUGAAGGAGAAGGCCAUUGUGCAGGCCACACUAAAAGAAGAGAAGAAACUGAUGGUGGAGAAUGCCAAACUCAAGAAGGACAUCGAGGAACUGAAGGAACAACUUCUUGACAAGGAAAAGACGAGAGGAGUGAUAGACGUGCCUUCUGCCGAGCCCAGUGUCCAGUGUGUGUCUAAACCCACAUCUGCAGAUCCACCUGUCCCAGCAGCCACUUCUGCUCCCGCCACAAAAACACCAUCAGCCAAAAACAACGACGAGGCUAAAAAGAUGAAAGCCGAGAAGAAGGGUGAGAAGAAAGAGAAGAAGGCAGUGGCGCCUCCUCAGGAAGAUGCGAAAGUGGACGUGUCUCGACUGGAUCUGCGAGUUGGCCGAAUCAUCAGCGCAGAGAAGCAUCCUGACGCAGACUCGCUCUAUGUGGAGCAGGUGGAUGUGGGUGAAGCGGCUCCACGCACUGUGGUCAGCGGACUGGUCAAACACAUCCCUCUGGACCAGAUGCAAAAUCGAAUGGCCGUGCUCCUCUGCAACCUGAAGCCGGCUAAGAUGAGAGGUGUUUUGUCCCAGGCAAUGGUCAUGUGUGCCAGCUCUCCAGAGAAGGUGGAAAUCCUGGAUCCCCCGAGUGGAGCCAUGGCUGGCGACAGGAUCACCUUCCAGGGCUUCCCAGGUGAGCCUGACAAGGAGCUGAACCCCAAGAAGAAAGUGUGGGAGCAAGUCCAGCCAGACUUGCUCACCGAUGAUCAAUGUGUGGCCACUUACAAGGGAGUUGCUUUUGAGGUCACUGGCAAAGGAGUGUGCAAAGCUCAGACAAUGAGUAAGAGCGGCAUCAAAUAGGAAAUUUCCCCCUGUGAGAAAGCCUAUUCUCUGACCUCUUGUGCUGUAUGAAGGGAUUAAUAAAGUAUUUGAAUACUA